Neopsephotus bourkii (Bourke's parrot) is the source of this 6119-nucleotide messenger RNA. RefSeq names its product zinc finger MYM-type containing 2 (gene ZMYM2). The transcript is spliced from 25 exons. NCBI's taxonomy places the organism in Eukaryota, Metazoa, Chordata, Aves, Psittaciformes, Psittacidae. The record is from RefSeq and is a predicted model, not a curated record. Bases 1357 to 5400 code for a protein of 1347 amino acids. Gene Ontology annotation, molecular function: zinc ion binding.
ACUGAGCUCUCCCGGUCCUCGAAGGAGCGGGCGUGAAUGCCAUGACCAGCGCGGGGGGAAGGAGGCGCGCAAGGGAAGUGCGCAUCCUCCAUUUUGGCGGAGGACGGGCGGAGAGCUUGGCUCCCGGCGCCUAGCCGCCCUCGGCACUCUUCCCCACCCCACGGCACUGCCGGGGGCACCCGGCGCCUCUUCCCGCGGGAGCCGCGCAGAGGCGCCUCAAAUGGGCGCCCCACAUUGGUUCGAAUUGGUCCCAAGCUCCCCGCAGCAGCUUCCGACAAAAUGGAGGACGUCACCACUGCUACCACCACCACUACCACCACCAGCAGCUCCUCCAGGAGCCAUGUCGGCGGCUGACAUGGCGCCCUCCCCCACAGCGGUUGGGGCAAGAGGGCGUUCCAGGGCGCGGACGCCGCUGCUCCGCAGGGCGGGCUGCCCAGCGCUGGCGAAGCGCCCUCCCUGGGAUCCGUGCGCUCUCCCUUGCCCGUGGGGGAGCGUUUCCAUUAUCCACGGUCUGUCCCUCAUGGAAGUGGCCCCAGGUGCAAACCCCUACCGAGGAAAGGAACGGGGUUGUACCUCUCGGGGGACCAUGACAGAGCCCCGCCAACCCCAUCGCUAGGGGGCAGAGAGGGAGAGGUGAGCCCGCGCUCUACGGCCGGGGCUUUGGCGCCCGCAGGGACCUGAACGCAGGGCUAGGACGGGCAGCGCACCCUCCCUGCCAGCAGAACAUGGGCAGGCGGCAGCGAGAACUUCUGCAAGUUGCUGCUGUCAAGGAGCGCCACCCUCGGAAGCGGGUAAUGAUUCGGUGGGCAACGAUCCGGGUUCCUCAAACCUGACGGAUCAAAGUGAGAAAAACCCCAGGCAUGCCCAGGAGAAAGAUUGGCAGUUUAUAGGGUCAACCGUCUGCGGGCGGCUCUGAUGGACGGGCUGCCCACCCACUCCGCUAGCUCAGCGUGAGAGCCCGCCCUCUGAGACAGCCAAUGGCGGGACAGGGAGGCGGAUCUCCCCGAGCUCCCUUGGCCCCGUUCCUCCUUCCCUUCGCUAGCAGCUGCGCUUCGCUCGGGACUGGACCGAGUUAGAGUUGAGACGGCGGAGGAGUAGCGCAGAGUGCGUGCGUCCCCCGCGGGGGGGUCCGUGCCCGCAAGCAGUGGGGGAGCCGGGUAAGGCUCCAGCCCAGUUUGGUGCAGCCUUGGCAGAGACCAACAAGGAGAGGGAGCUCCAUUUUUCAGAACUCACUGCUUUUGUGGAGGGCAACACAUCGGUACAAGAAGAGCAGAUUCCUCACAGAAAGAAAAUAAAAGCUCUUGGAGCAACUUACUAAGGUAAACAGAUUGCAGUGGAUUUCUGGAUGGAUCUGGAAUGGACGCGAGUCCUCUGGGAGGAUUAGGACUUCCUGAACAUACUCCUGGUCUGCUAGGGAGUACCACCAUGUCAGCAGGUCUUGCAAAUGUAGGAAAUACAUUUGGAGGCCCACCAAGUUCUUUAGUUUCUAGGCCUAAUAAAUUUCAAAGCUCACCUAUAGAAGAUGAUGAUGAUGUAGUUUUUAUUGAACCUGUACAACUUCCACAAAACUCUGCGUCACUGAUAACAGAUCAAAGGAAUGCUGCUUUUACAUCAUCAAAAAAUGAAGAACUUCAGGGGAAUGAUUGCAAAAUGCUUUCUCCUCCAAAAGAUUUAAAUUCUCAAAAAGGGAGUAUAAGUGAAACUAUUAUUAUUGAUGAUGAAGAAGACAUCGAAACAAAUCGAGGACAAGAGAAGAAUGCUUCCGGUUUUAAUGAACGAAGACUUCCAGAGUGUAAAAAUAGAACCAACGAUAUGGAAUUCUCACCUUCCAGUUUUUCAAGAAGUAAGGUAAAUUCAGGAAUAGGUAAUAGUGGUAUAACCACAGAACCAGACUCUGAAAUUCAGAUUGCUAAUGUUACUACAUUAGAAACAGGUGCUAUGAGCUCUGUGAGUGAUGGUCAUUUAGAAAAUGCCGAAGGGCGUGACAUGAACUUAAUGAUUACACAUGUAACCUCACUGCAGAAUGCCAACUUGGGAGAUGUAUCUAACGGACUGCAGUCAAGUAAUUUCGGUGCUAGUAUGCAAACAUACACCCCAUCUUUGACUUCACAGACCAAGACUGGUGUAGGACCUUUCAAUCCUGGUAGAAUGAACGUGGCUGGAGAUGUAUUUCAAAAUGGAGAAUCUGUGACUCACCAUAAUCCAGAUUCUUGGAUAUCCCAGUCAGCUUCCUUCCCUAGGAAUCAGAAGCAGCCAGGUGUGGAUUCAUUGUCACCUGUAGCAUCACUUCCUAAACAGAUUUUCCAGCCUUCUGCCCAGCAGCAGCCUUCUAAACAGGUUAAAGUCACAUGUGCAAACUGCAAAAAGCCUUUACAAAAGGGACAGACUGCGUAUCAGCGAAAAGGAUCAGCUCACCUUUUUUGUUCUACUACCUGCCUCUCAUCUUUCUCACACAAACCCACUCCAAAGAAACUUUGUGUUAUGUGCAGAAAAGAUAUAACAACAAUGAAAGGUACCAUUGUUGCGCAGGUUGAUUCAAGUGAGUCUUUCCAGGAGUUUUGCAGUACAUCGUGUUUAUCCUUCUAUGAAGAUAAACAGAAUCCCUCGAAAGGAGCUUUGAAUAAAUCACGAUGCACUAUCUGUGGUAAACUAACUGAGAUUCGUCAUGAAGUUAGCUUUAAAAAUAUGACUCAUAAGCUCUGCAGCGACCAUUGCUUCAAUAGAUACAGGAUGGCAAAUGGUUUAAUAAUGAACUGCUGUGAGCACUGUGGGGAGUAUUUACCCAGCAAAGGAGCUGGAAACAAUGUUCUUACUAUUGAUGGUCAGCAGAAAAGAUUCUGCUGUCAGAACUGUGUUGGUGAAUACAAGCAGAAAUAUGGCAAAUUAACAUCUUGUAGUGGCUGCAGAGCUCAGUGCAGGUUUUUUGACAUGACUCAGUUCAUAGAACCUAAUGGAUGUACGGAGCCAUACUGCUCAACUGUAUGCAUGAAUACACACAAAUCAAAAUAUGCAGAAUCACAAAGUAUGGGAAUUAUUUGCCACUUUUGUAAACGAAACUCUUUACCUCAAUAUCAAGCCACAAUGCCUGAUGGAAAACUGUACAGCUUUUGCAGUUCCAGUUGUGUAGCUAAAUUUCAGACUCUCAGUGUGCAGUCUUCAACAAAUGGUCAGUUUGUCUCUCCCAGUGAUAUUCAGUUGAAAUGUAAUUAUUGCAAAAGUUCUUUUUGUUCGAAGCCAGAAGUACUGGAAUGGGAGAACAAAGUGUAUCAGUUCUGCAGCAGAGCAUGUGCUGAUGAUUAUAAGAAACUGCACUGCAUAGUUACAUACUGUGAAUACUGUCAAGAAGAGAAGACGCUGCAUGAGACUGUGAAUUUCUCUGGCAUCAGGAGACCCUUUUGUAGUGAAGGCUGCAAGCUGCUAUAUAAACAAGACUUUGCAAGACGGUUAGGACUGAGAUGUGUUACUUGUAAUUACUGCUCACAGCUGUGCAAAAAGGGAGCAACUAAGGAACUUGAUGGUGUAGUGAGAGAUUUCUGCAGUGAAGAGUGCUGUAAAAAAUUUCAGGACUGGUACUACAAGGCUGCGCGAUGUGACUGUUGUAAGUCUCAAGGAACUCUCAAAGAGAAAGUGCAGUGGCGUGGUGAAAUGAAACACUUCUGUGAUCAGCACUGUUUGCUCCGUUUCUACUGUCAACAAAACGAACCAAAUCUGGCAACCCAAAAAGGACCUGAGAACUUACACUACGAUCAGGGCUGUCAAACCCCCAGGACAAAAAUAACAGGUUCAGCACCACCACCUUCUCCAACACCUAACAGAGAAAUGAAGAACAAGGCAGUUCUUUGCAAGCCUUUGACGAUGACGAAAGCCACGUACUGUAAACCUCAUAUGCAGACAAAAUCUUGUCAGACAGAAGAUGAUUGGAAAAAAGAGUAUAUCCCAGUGCCUAUUCCUGUACCUGUCUAUGUUCCUGUGCCUAUGAACAUGUAUAGUCAGAAGGUUCCUGUUCCUGCAACAGUUCCUGUUCCUGUGCCAGUUCCAGUUUUCUUGUCCACUACUCUGGAUAGCAGUGAGAAAAUCCUAGCAGCAAUAGAAGAGCUGAGGGGAAAAGUGCCCUCAAAUCCUCUAGAAACUGAGCUGCUGAACUUGUCAGAGAUGGUGCCUGAACAUGGAAAAGCUGAAGCUUCUGAUGUGACCAGUGUGAUAGUUGAGUCAAAUCUACUGAACUCAGAAACAGAAGCACGGACGAGUUUGCCUGAUGUUCCAUAUGAACCAGACCUGGAUAUUGAAAUAGACUUUCCAAGAGCAACUGAGGAGCUUGAUACAGAAAAUGAGUUUUUGUUACCUCCUGUUUUUGGGGAAGAGUACGAGGAGCAGCCAAGGCCUCGGUCCAAAAAGAAGGGAGUGAAGAGGAAAGCAGUGUCAGAAUACCAGUCUCACGAUGACAGCUCUGAAAACUCAGAGUGUAGUUUUCCAUUCAAAUACGCAUACGGUGUAAAUGCAUGGAAGCACUGGGUGAAGUCUCGGUAUUUAAAUGAAGACCUUCCAGAAUUAGAGGAACUGAAAUCAACAAAGUCUGUGAAAUUAAAGGAAGAUCUAUUAUCACAUACUUCAGCUGAGUUAAACUAUGGAUUGACACAUUUUGUCAAUGAAAUUCGAAGGCCAAAUGGAGAGAACUAUGCACCUGACAGCAUCUAUUACCUGUGUCUUGGGAUUCAGGAGUAUUUAUAUGGAAGUAAUCGAAAAGACAACAUAUUUAUUGAUCCAAUCUACCAGACGUUUGAACAGGAAUUAAAUAAAAUCCUUAAAAGUUGGCAACCAAGCAUACUUCCAGAUGGAUCAAUAUUCUCAAGAGUUGAAGAGGAUUACCUUUGGAGGAUUAAACAGCUAGGAUCGCACUCACCGGUUGCUCUUCUGAAUACUCUGUUCUACUUUAACACUAAAUACUUUGGCCUGAAAACAGUGGAGCAGCACUUAAGACUUUCUUUUGGCACUGUUUUUAGACAGUGGAAAAAGAAUCCUCUAACAAAGGAAAGCAGAGCUUGUCUUCGAUAUCAAGUGUCUUCCCUGUGCAGAGCUGAUAAUGAAGAUAAGAUUACUACUGGAAAAAGGAAACAUGAAGAUGAUGAACCAGUGUUUGAACAAAUUGAAAACACAUCUGAUCCAGCUAGAUGCCCUGUGAAAAUGUUUGAGUGCUAUCUAUCUAAAAGCCCACAGAAUCUGAAUCAGAGGAUGGACAUGUUCUAUCUGCAGCCAGAGUGCACUGUCUCCACAGAGAGUCCCAUCUGGUACACUGCCACUUCACUGGACCGCAACACUUUAGAAAAUAUGCUCGUACGGGUUCUUUUAGUAAAAGAUAUUUAUGAUAAAGACAAUUAUGAACUGGAUGAAGACAUAGAUUAAACAAACUUCCAAAAACUGUCAAGAAAACAAACAGCAUUAGAUAUAGUCAUGCUGCUAGACCUUUACUAUGGAAAACAUUUCAAGUUUACCCUUUGUUUUAUGAGUUUUGUAGCAGUGUGUACCCUGACCUGGGUAUUGCCAUGUAAAUAAUCUGUGAGUGAAAGUUUCCAUUAUUCUGUGUAGUGGUUUUAGGAUACAUAACAAACACAUUUCAGAUUUUUUUUUUAUUAUUAUUAUUUAUUUGAUUAGGUAUGUUUGUAACCUUUUACAUUGCAAAAUAUGAAUGAGAAUGUGCCAUGUGUAAUAUUUUUUUUCCCCUUGUAGUAAGAGACAUCCAUACUGCACAACUCUGCUCUUGGAAGCUCCCUUGAAAGGAGGCUGUUUAAAUGGGUUCUUAAACCGGAUGGUUGUGUAUGGGUAGCACUACUAAAAUUUAGAAUUUGCUGUGUCUUUCAGAAUUUUUAAACAAAUUGUAAACUAAUAGGUUUUUUACUUUUUAGUUACUGAAGCCUUAUAAGGUUAUGUAGAGAGAUCCCAUCUUAUGUACCAAAAAUAGACAAAAGAGAAUGCUGUCAAUAUUGGUGUACUGUAAUGUGAAUCUAUUCUGGUGAAGACAUCUUUUUUUUUUGUUGCCCUUAUUAAAACCUUAGUGUCCUUUCUUUAUCUGUGACUCUCUCUCAAUUGCCCCUACAAAUAAAAAAUAUAUAUAUAAAAACAAA